AUGAGAAAAUUGAUUUGGAAUGUAAUGGCAUCCCCACCUCGGCUCGAGUUUCAGCGCAGGAAGAGGAGCAAGAAGCGAUUCAGCAAGCCCAAGAGUUCCUCCUGGUCGGCCAACAGUGAUAUACAAUAUGUGAUCAAGGAGGAUAAGACAAAGCGACCCAAGGCCCAUGUCAACAGAGAGUUUUUCGAACAGCUGUGCCAGUUGCUGUCGAUUGGCAUACCCGGUAUCUUUACAGCCGAGACCGGAUUUAUCUUGCUCAUCGCUGUUUCUCUUAUGGCUAGGUCCCUCUGCGAUUUAUGGCUCAUUCACACCGGCACUCUCAUCGAAACAUCAAUCGUUAGCAGAGACUCGAAUUUGUUUAAAAGACGUUUGUUAAGGUUCAUGGCUACUUUGCCAGUGAUAUCCGUUGUAAAUAACAUUUUAAAAUACAGCAUUGGAGAAAUGAAGCUUAGGUUACGAAUUAACAUAAGUUCCUUUGUACUAGAUCAAUAUUUGAAAGGCUUUACAUAUUACAAAAUGACUAAUGUAGAUACAAGAAUUGCAAAUCCUGAUCAAUUACUCACCACAGAUGUAGAUAAAUUUUGCGAAAGCUGUACAGAUUUGUACAGUAACAUCGCAAAACCUUUGUUAGAUAUAUUUAUUUAUGUUUAUAAACUUACAUCGACACUCGGCGGUCAAACUCCGCUAUUGAUGUUAUUGUAUCUUGUCAUUGCUGGCAGUUUUUUGACUCAUUUAAGAAAACCUAUUGGUGCAUUAACAAUUAAAGAACAAAGACUCGAAGGAGAAUAUCGACACAUUCAUUCGCGUUUAAUAACUAAUUCGGAAGAAAUUGCAUUUUAUUAUGGAAACACUCGAGAGAAAUUAACACUCUUGGCUAGCUUUAAUAAACUGGUAACGCAUCUUAGGAAAUUUUUAGAAUUCAGAGUGCUAAUAGGCAUUGUAGAUAAUUUCAUUGGAAAGUAUUUAGCUACCGUCGUUGGCUUUUAUGCUGUAAGUAUUCCAUUCUUUCAAAAGAAUCACUCGACUCUUUCUGGAUCUUCGGAUCACAGGUUUAAAUCCUACUACACAUAUGGAAGAAUGUUGGUAAAGUUAGCCGAAGCAAUAGGUAGAUUAGUUCUAGCUGGAAGAGAAAUGACAAGAUUAGCAGGAUUUACCGCCCGAGUUACUGAAAUCAGAAAUGUUUUAAACGAUUUAAAUAGCAACAAAUAUGAGAGAACAAUGGUUACCGAUUCUAAAAAUGAUUCUAUUGGGACACCAGGUGGCGGAAAAAUACUAGCCAAAGAUAAUAUUAUUUGCUUUGAUCGGGUGCCUCUAGUAACUCCCAACGGUGAUGUUCUUAUUAAAGAACUGAGUUUUGAAGUGAAAUCUGGUAUUAAUGUAUUAGUAUGUGGACCAAAUGGCUGUGGGAAAAGUUCAUUAUUCCGAAUUUUGGGUGAACUGUGGCCUCUAUGGGGUGGUGUGAUGACUAAGCCACCGCGUGGUAAAUUAUUUUAUAUUCCACAAAGACCUUACAUGACUUUGGGCACAUUGAGAGAUCAAGUAAUUUAUCCGCAUACUCAUGCAGAAAUGCUAAGGCGACGCAACGCAAACGACGAGGACUUGCAAAAGUUUUUAGAAUUAGUACAACUAAGUCACUUGCUUGAUCGUGAAACGCAUCCUGGUAGUCAAGGUCAAGGUUGGAAUUCUGUUGCCGACUGGAUGGACGUACUUUCCGGUGGUGAAAAGCAACGAAUUGCGAUGGCAAGAUUAUUUUAUCAUAAGCCUCAGUUUGCCAUACUUGACGAAUGCACGAGUGCCGUCAGUGUAGAUGUCGAAGAUUCUAUGUAUUCAUAUUGCAAAAAAGCUAAUAUUACACUGUUCACCGUAUCACAUCGACGAUCUCUGUGGAAACAUCACGAGUACUAUCUUCAAAUGGACGGACGAGGUUCUUUCGAAUUUAAACCAAUCGAACCAGAUACCGAAGAAUUUGGAUCAUAAAUCUUUAGCUUCAAUGAAUUCAUGAAUAUUUUAUGAAUAUUUAUUUUUAAGAAUGGAUAGAUAGCAUAUUUGUUACUAUCUAAUUUAAUGUGAAAAAAAAAAACUAAUUCGAAAUUACGAAUGUACAAAAGAUUUUUUUAUAAUAGAUAACGAAGUUGUUUGGAUACGUACAAAAACGGUUGAUAGUACGAAUUAAUUUUUUUAUUUCAUAACAAAUAAGGAAU
Ceratosolen solmsi marchali is the source of this 2201-nucleotide messenger RNA. RefSeq names its product ATP binding cassette subfamily D member Pmp70 (gene Pmp70). Bases 1 to 1977 code for a protein of 658 amino acids. Gene Ontology annotation, cellular component: peroxisomal membrane. Lineage: Eukaryota; Metazoa; Arthropoda; Insecta; Hymenoptera; Agaonidae. The record is from RefSeq and is a predicted model, not a curated record. Gene Ontology annotation, biological process: very long-chain fatty acid catabolic process; long-chain fatty acid import into peroxisome; fatty acid beta-oxidation. Gene Ontology annotation, molecular function: ATP binding; long-chain fatty acid transmembrane transporter activity; ATP hydrolysis activity. The transcript has 13 exons.